Messenger RNA from Uranotaenia lowii, 8519 nucleotides. RefSeq lists its product as uncharacterized. The record is from RefSeq and is a predicted model, not a curated record. The transcript is spliced from 8 exons. Lineage: Eukaryota; Metazoa; Arthropoda; Insecta; Diptera; Culicidae. The coding region runs from base 961 to 2337 and encodes 458 amino acids.
ACCAUUUUCCGCGAUAGCACCGUUUUAUUCUGCGACACCAUUCGAAGAAGCGUGACACCAAAAUCACCAACACAGUUGCACCAAAUCCACAUCAACAAGGAAGCAGCAGCAGUAAAAUCGGGGGGAACAGCCUAAAUGUAACAUACAACAGCGCCAUUGUGGUUGGUUUUGUACUAACACACGAAACGUGAAAAAUUCACCUCAGCUCAGAUCAGCUCAGUUGCACGUCGAGUUUUGUAUAAGUAGCGCCAUGUUUACCCAAAUAGGGCAUCAUCCCAAGCGCCAAACGCCAAACGAGUGACGGGAUUCCUUUUUUCCGUUUUUUUCGCUUUCCCCCCUUUUUGGGGCCGGCCAGGCUGCAGAAAAAGGAUACACUUGGCUUCACAAAACGCGAGCUUUUUUCUCGGGAAUUUCACGCGAACUGCCACGGAUUCCGGGAGCUAGAUUGGAAAAAAUAUCAGUGUUCUAUAGUGAAAAUUUUGGUGUGCUCGUUGUUCAAAAUGGAUACUUCCUAGGUUUCGUUUAUAACCCAGUUUGGGGAAAGAAAAAAAGUGAGUUAGAAAGGAAGAUCCUAAAAAUGUGGUGACCAUUUAAGAUGGAUGAAAAUGUUAUCUAACGCUUGGCAGUUUCUGUGAAAUACCUACCGGUCGGUGUUUGUGAUAAUCUACCAUUUCCAUUGCAUUGCCAUCAUCAUCAUCAGCAGCAGCAGCAGCAUCCAGGAACGUCUCAUGUGAUGUGAUGUGAUGUAACUGGAACCAGCCGGUGGGCCAAUUUCCGUCAACGGAACCGGAAUAUUCACAGCAAAGGAAAGAGGAAAAAAGAAAAAGCGCAGUGAAGAAGAUAAUUUUCAUCCCAAUUAAGUCGUCGAAAGCCUGCCCUCUGUCUGGCCGACGUGAAUGGACGUUAGAUGAGUCAGUUGCAUUCUCGCCAUGUCCAUGUCACUGCUGUAAGCCAUCAAAGAUGAUAGUGAGCCUGAUCCCCGACCACGUAUGGGGAGGAUGCCACCAAGCUGCUAAAAGUCACCAGAACAAGAAAACUCAACUCUAUCAUCGGAUCAUCCACGCCUUCAUUAGCCAUAAGUACAUAGUAAGCAAAAAUCGGAAGCUGCGGAAAUCGUUCUUCGCCCUGCUCUAUCUGUCGUAUGUGUUCAUCAAGAUGCUGCCGAUGACGUUGGCCAUCGAAACCAAUACGGGGCCAAAAUCGGUGACGUCCCUGAAUGUGCGGUCCAGAACCCUGCCGGAAAUGGUCCUGCCACACAUCGAGGAGGACGACGAGUACGAUCUGGACGAGGAACCGGACGAGUACGACAUCGUCAAGAACAAAACAGUUAAGGGCAUGUACGUCGGGGCGCCGUGCGAGUUUACGUGUCAUGCCAAGCUGCAUCACGUGUACUGCGACCCGUCAUCGAACACGUGCAGCUGCGAGAAGGAUUACGUAGUUCUGAUUGGAGUACUAAAAGGAUGUGCCAAGCCCAAAAAAUUGGGAGAUCAAUGUUUCUACGAUCAAACCUGUAUCUACAACGAUGAGCAUUCGCUAUGUAUGCAAAUGGGCCACAAUGCCAUCUGCCAGUGCGUGCCCGGUUUUCACUCCGUUAGUUAUUCGAAGCCAACGAAACGAAUUUUUUGCACACAGGAUAUGGCUGCAAUCACAGCAGAUCUUCCGACGCUUUUCGGUGUCACCAGUGGCAUCGCGGUGCUCGCCGGGCUCAUUUGCAUGGUGCUGCAUUUAUUUAGCAAAACGAAAUACCCUCGACCUCGACAUUUCGGCGAUGCCAACCUGGCACCGCCAAUUUUGUACAACAGUGAUACAGGGAUCCCAUUGACAAUACAGUCGGCAAGGCCGUCAUCGCGUUCCAGUCAACGAUCUAGCGGCUCCAUCGGUUCCUAUGGCAAUCGACGGCCGUCAAGUGCCCCCUUACAUGGUUCCAAAGGUGUCUUGGUGUCAACCUCGCGUACAGGUUCCCGAAGACCAAGUCUAGCUUCAGUCCACAGCACAACGUCCUCGGUUCGGAGCUACAGCAUGCGGCGGUUCGAGCAGGAAAUCCAUCAGAAGGAGCUGCGGCAGGAGAUGAAGAGGCACAUGGCCCGGCUGCAGGACAACCAGCAGAUGCAGAAAAUCAAACCGAACAUCAUCAUCGGCGACGUGAUAUCCUGCCCGAUGAACAAACCGAUCCUGACCACGCCCAGCCCGCUGACGCCGAACUCGAUCGACGACCUGUUGCCCUCGGUGGACGAAACGCAGGAGGUGAGUGAGUUUUCUCCAAAUCUAAGCCAUAGAUCAGUAAGUACCUGUGGCGGAUACGACGGCCCCUGCAGUUCAACUGAGCUACUUAAAUAAUUUAAACGUUAGACCAAAAUGUAAAAAAAGAAACAAAAAUCAAAGCACAUCAUCAUCAUUAAACUUCAUUCACAAUGAUAAAAAAAACAACAGCAACAAACAAACGCAUAACGCACCGUUGGAAUUAAAUGGUCUCAUAAUGAAACUCUCAAGGUUCUAAUUUAAAAUCCUCAAUUCAGUUGAUCCCACACUUAGGAAUUGAAGAUUUUCAAACAAAAAUUGCACGAAAAUCUUGAAAGUAUUUCCAUACUGAGUACCGAGUGUGGGAACCAGAACAAAGCCGAUAGCUAACAAACAGAAGAAAUAAACUUUAGAACGAUUAAGUGUCAUAAUUGUUGAGUAGACAUUUUAUGGAUUUUUUAGGUAAGUUAAUCAUUUUAAGUACGACGUUUAUAUAGUGUAACAAACAGUGAAAACCAUAUUCUGAAGGUGAUUUGGUAGAAGAUACUAUAGCUCUAAGAUAGACAAAGGCGUGAAACCUUGCGAAUGGGAGGAAUUUGUUGAAAGCACUGGGAAUUACAUACUUGGUGUUUUGUGUAAAACCGAAACGAAUGACCAAAUUAAUUACAAGAAAAACACUUAACAUAGAAAAAUAAAAUGAGCAAAACAGAGCAAAGGUAAACAGUCAAACAACAUAAAUCGAAUCGAUUUAGCUCAUCUUCCCCGCAAACAAAAACUAAUUGAUCAGUUAACUGGUAGGAAAAACAUCCAAGAAAAAAAACGAUAAAUUUAAAGUUGCAACCAACAGACAAAAGAUUAAAAAGAGAAUGUAGCCUGGCCGAAUUCCACAAAACAGUCAGUAAUAAGCAAUAUAUUGAAGCAUUGUGUUGAAAAUACAAAGAACAAGCUUAAGCUCAACCAGUUAUCAGUUCGAUUCGAUCCAAAUUUGUGAGCUUCGUUUACGUUUCAGCCAUUUGACAACAAAUGUUUUGGCAAUUCAAAAUAGUUUGAAAUUGAAAAACGUCAUUUUUUGUCAAACGGCUUUGAGCGUGAAUGAACCUGCAUGAUAUCACUAGAUAUGUUAAUUAGUUGAUUUGUAAAAAUUCGCCAGCAGCAAAGAAUUGUUCUUAUGAAUACGAAUUAUUAAAAAAAGGAAAAUAAAAACAAAAUCGAAACUAUCAGAAAGUACAACGCUGCUUACGUUUUACGCAUCGGCAGUGACUCAAAUAUUAGAAGUUAAACCAAGAUUGACGAAAAACAAACAAACAACAACAAGGUAUAGAACAAACUCAAUGUUUGGACAUUCAGCAGAAUUAACGAUCUAUGAACUACCUAAUCGAAUCAAGUUGCAAACAAAAAUCUAGACUAACAGCAAGUUGUGUUUCACUUUCUGCCUAAAACUCUCUAGUUUAGUGAAAGAACGUUGAGUGAUUGCUGGUACUUUUGGUUGAAGGUUGAUGGUGGAAGAAAAACAUACACAUAGGUACUGUUUGUUUACUAACCAAAUUUAAAUAGAUCUCGAUUUCGAAAACACGUCGCUUAUAAAAAAAAUAACCAUGCAAUAAUUGUGUUUUAACGCGUUUUUCUUGGUUGUUCAGACCUCUAUGCCUUAUAAUGGUUUCAUUUAUUUUUUUAUAAAUUUAAAUUUUUAUUCCGUUAAUCCGUCAUAUCAAAAGCUAAGAAUAUAUGUUUUUUUGCCACUCCUUCUUAUAAACAGAAAACGACAGCAUUUUCUGGAGCCAUAAUAAUGUCUUCAGCCACUCUGUCCUAUUUACUUAGCAACAACCUUUCAAAUAUGUGCUUCUCCAGCCACUUCGUCUUAAAAAUUGGAGCCAGUACAUUAAAGGAUGAUACGGUUAAAAUUUGGUCAAGGGAAAACGGUUAAAUUAAUUUAAUUAAUUUAACCGUUUAAUUAGUAUACAAUUCAGGAAAAAAUAUUCAGUUCGACUUCCGCUUUUCCAAAUCCGAAUUGCCGGGCCUUACGCGUAACCUCUGCCAUCAGAUUUUGUACAGCCACCUUGUCCACCUUCUUCGCCGCAGAAAGCCAGUUUGCCUUGAACUGCUGCUCGUCCUUAGAAGUUUUUUUUGGGUUUCUUUAAGUUCCGCUUGACAAUAGCCCAGUAUUUCUCUGGGGAGCUCUGGCGUAUUGGGAGGGUUCUUGUCCUUGGGACCACCUGCACGUUGUUGGCGGCGUACCACUCCAUGGCCUUUUUACCGUAAUGGCAAGAUGCCAAAUCCGGCCAGAACAGUACGGAACAACCGUGAUUCUUCAGGAAAGGCAGUAGACGUUUAUUCAAACACUCUUUCACGUAAAUUUCUUGGUUGACAGUCCCGGAAGCUAUGAAAAUGCUGCUUUUCAAGCCAUAGGUACAGAUGGCUUGCCAAACCAGAUAUUUCUUCGCGAACUUUGACAGUUUCAUGUGCUUGAAAAUAUCUGCUACCUUUCCCCUUCCUUUUGCCGUAUAAAACUAAUCCUGUCCCGGAAGCUGCUUGUAGUCGGCUUUGACGUAGGUUUCGUCGUCCAUUACCACGCAGUCAAACUUCGUCAAUAUCGUCGUGUACAGCCUUCGGAACCGCGCUUUGGCCGUCGUAUUUUGUUUAUCAUCGCGAUUUGGAGUCACUACCUUCUUGUAAGUCGAUAGUCCGGCUCGUUUUUUGGCUCAAUGCACGGUUGUAGACGAUACACCCAGCUUAUUUGCGGCAUCUCGGAGAAAGAUGUAAGGGUUUCGCUUGAAACUACCGGCAACUCUCUUUGUCGUCUCAGCGACUUCCGGUUUUCGAUUUCCCCCCGAUCCAGACUUCCUGGCUGUCGACAAACGUUCCCCAAACACUUUAAUUACAUUUGUAACGGUUGAUUUGGCAACUUUUAGCGAUUUUGCCAGCUUUGCGUGCGAGUAGCUCGGAUUCUCACCAUGCGCGAGCAAAAUUUUGAUACGCUGCUAUUUUUUCUUGGACGGCAUUUUGACAACUGAAGAGUGAAUUCCAAAAUCAAAAUAGUAACAACAUUUUACACACAGACACACUUUCAAAAUGAAGGGUGUUCAGGUUUUUUAAAUGCAAAAUUGAAAGAACGUGAAGUUGAUAUUGACCAAAUUUUGACCGUAUCACCCUUUAUCAGCUCACUCCUGUAGUCGUCCAGAAAUCUUAUGUAUUGGAGUCGAAUUAUAUUCUUAACAUUUCUGUUGAAACUUACGGUUUCCUAACGGAAUCCGGAACAGCAGCAAACGAUUUCUGCUGCCACCACGAGCAAAACAAAAAUAUUGUUAGUUUUGGUUCCUCUUUCUAUGUCCAAUUCGCAAGCGCAGAACAAUGGAUCAAUGAUUGCUGAUGACAGGUGCUGAUGAAAAACGCGGUACAAAUAUUUACAUCAUCACACGGUUAAGUGAGUCUACUUAAAUUGGGUUCAUGGUAACACAACAGUGUUGGCAGAUAUUCUGGGUAAGUGUAUCAAAGUGCUCAUUAAGAAAUGAGUACUUUCCCGGUUAGGAAAUAUGAGAAGUGAAAAGAGACAAAUAGCUAUCGCUAAUGUAAUGCGUAGUUGUUUUAGGACUUGACGCACAAAACUGAAUAAAUAUAACUCUAUUUCACCACUGAAUCCUGCGUUUUCAACAAUUCCUUCAGCUACUUAAUCUUAUUGGAGUCAGGUCAAUUCAAAACAUUCCUCCAACCACUCUGUCUUACUCAGCGGAAACUACUUUCAGCCUACUUUGUCUAUUUUAAACGAACAAUUCCUCCAAUCACUCAAAUUUAUCCACCGGAUCCAUAACUAUUUCAAAAAAAAAAAUUCUCCAGCGACUCUGUUUUAAUAACUGGAACCAGAACAACCUUUAAUCCAUUUUUCGAUGUCUCCGUCUUAAAAUCUUAGGAACAUUCUGUGAAGUUGCUGCUCUUUUAGUCACUCUGUCUUAUACACCGGAGCUGAAAGUAUUAUCAUAAUAUUUCCAUUUACUCCAACUUAUAUUCCGGAACUUAGAGCAAUUUAAAAAUAUCAGUUCAGACACUCUAUUUUGUUCACUUUAUCCGGAUCAACUUCAAUACAUUCUUGGAACAAUUCCUGAAUUUAUUUUUCAGUCACUUUUUCUUAUUUACAUCAGUCGAAAAAACUUCAAUACAUUCUUGCAGCCACUUCGGCUUAUUUACCUGAGCCGGAACAUCAUCAAAACAAACUUCCAGCCUACUAAGUCUUAUCAAAUGAAACGAUUUUAAAACACUCCUCCAGCUAUCCCAACCUGUAUACAUAUCUCAGGUGGCGAUGGAAAUUCCGUGCUAAGUGUUAGUAAUAGUUUUUUUUUGUAAACAUUGCCAAUUCGUGACGACAGUUGCAUUUUCAAACAAACAACCAUCCUCGCUGUACCAGCGGUAACUAGAGAAAAAAAAUCAUUGCCAACUGCUGUUUACGAUUCUCGCCUACAAUACAUAAACAUCCUGGCAAGUGAUGUAGGCUUUGUUUACCUUUUUCCUUUUUGAAUAAUGAGUUCUGUAAUAGUGUGCGUGUUUGUUCCACAUUGCAGCUACCCUGUCUGAUAUACCGGAGCCAGAACAGAUUCAAAAUAUUCUUUCAGCUAGCUCUGACUUAUUUUUUCGUGCCGGACAUUUUUCAACAAACUUCCCAAGAACCUGACUCUGUGCUCAUCCCUCCAACUUCUGAUUCUAAAUUGUGAUUCAGAAAUCAGGUUCUUUCCUUUACAUUUGUUCGUAACAAUUUUCACAUAUAAAAUUCAUAUGAUUUUUCAAAUAACUUAUUCUCAGAAAAUAUCAGAAAGUAUACUAAUUAGCAACUUAGGUUCAAUGAUAUUGUUCCAUCAAAACCUUCAACCAAAGCCAGUCGGUCAGCUUCGGAUAGCAAAUUUCUAUGUACCCAUCAUCAGAUAUCAACGUUCAAGUUGUGACAAGUUUAUACAUGAAAUAGCGUUCUUCUUUAUUAAAAUUUAGCAGCAACAGUCAUAUGGUCUUAGAGCAAUCGUGGCGCAAUUGUCAGCUGCUCAGCGUUAGGCAAACUAGCUGAUAUGUAUUCUUCAAAACAUUGAAUGAAUGGUUCCAGUUCUUCGUUAAGUUAAACAGAUGGUUUCUAAAAAUGGUUGAUGACUUCUUCAAAGAUUUGUACAAUACUUAGAUUUUUCUACGAAUAAAUAAUUUAAAUAAAUUCCAAUUUUUUAAGCUUUUUCCAUUACUCAAAAGAGCACAUGCUGACUAUUGACUCGCCAACCGAUUGCGUAUGUUUAAGGUUAGGAACAAUUGAUUUAGAUCGAUUAAAAAUACUUUCAAUCAUAGACUGAUAUAUUAAACCCAAUGAAGAUUGAAACAAAAAAUCCAACUUAAAAAACAUGGCGACCCCAUGAUAGAUCGCUACAAAACAUGCAAAAGGAAACUCACCUGAUACAGAGACACAAAUUGGAUGACAAUAUUCAGAUAAUCCAGGUGGAAUUGUGAGUUCACACGUUGCGUGAACACCAACAAAAAUAAUCAAACAAAAAUCAGAAACAUGUUAUAAAAAGGUGGAAAAAAGCCCCCGGACAGCUCCAAAUUGAUGUUGAUAAUCGGUUUUUAUAUAUUCUAACGAUUGAUUGAAUCAUUUGGGGGCCGCUUUUCUGCCCCUAUGAUGCAAAGUGAAAAUUGCUUCCUAAUAUAUUUAGCCGUGUAUCGAGAUAUGUUAACUUUACGUCAUCUUAAACAGAAAAAAGCAAAAGAAGAUCAAAUCCAAUCCUCCCCUCAGCCCGGAUAUUCAAAAUUGCUAGAUUGGCUAAUGUUAUAGUGUAUUGAUGGAGAUGAAACAAAAAAAAAACAAAUGUGGCUGUCGAUAACAAAAAAAAACAAAAAACAUAAUAUAGCGAAUACUCGUUACGAGAUGCAGAACUAGUCGAUAAAAAUUUAUAUACUAUGCAAUAAGAAAAAUUCUUGAAGGUGGCGCAGAAAAAAAAUAUUGCAAAAAUAUAAAAAAAAAUGCUAGGAACCGAAGAAAAGCGACAAAAACAUUUCGCGCAUUGAUAUUUAUUCAAAAGGGGGAAAACGCAAAUUCGGCGCUGAUAACAAAAAAAAAAACAAACAAACAAAAGAAAAACGCUGUGUUAUUUGUGAAUGAUAUGAUGAUUUGUUCUGUUGCUAAAUAUGUUACUUAUGUUUGAAACGAUGGAUCUACGAUCGAAUCAACAAAUGUGCGAAAAACUUCAUGUGAAGAAGCAGGAGCUGUGUAAUCUUCGGAGCUCUACAACAGUCUCGAAAAAUAAAGGAAAAAGUGAACAAGA